AUUUUCUCAUCAGCUUUCUGCUGAACGCACGCUCUGAACCGAGGCUGCUCAGAGUUUUAUUGACUUCAUUUUCACGGGACCGUGUUUGUCGCUGUUGGCUGGCGGUCGCUUCUCUGAGGACGCAGGAGGAUUCCUGAUACACCGUGUGAUGGCGUGUGUUAAUUUAUCUAUGGAUGUGAUGGAGGAUCACUCGGCGCGACGUGGGCAUCGGGAAGACGAGGGCCCACUGAUUAAACAUUACAGAGUCUCUGAGCUCAUUCCUGCCCCAGAACUUCCUCUGCACCAGCUUCUGAAGAGAGAACCGGCAGUCUGGGCCGCCGUGCAGAUCAGCAGUGGUGUUUUGAGCAUUGGACUCGGAGUCAUGUUUGCUGUGUCCUUCCCAAUUAAUCACCUGUUCCUCAUCUUGUUCAGAGUCCCCAUCAUCACUGGCAUUCUGUUCCUGAUUGCUGGACUUUUCUCCAUGCUGCUCUACAGACACCCCACAAUCUUACAGAUGUGUUUUCACUCCAACAUCUUCUGCCUGGUCGUAGCUGCGAUUGGAGCCGUGCUGCUGUGUGUGGAUUUAGCCGAGUAUAACGCUAUCCGUGACCCUGUGAAGCAGGAGAAAAAGCUGGAACAUGAGGUGGAAAUCCUGGUGCUGUGUGUGACGUUGCUGGACAUGCUGGUCUCCACCGUCCUCAUCCUUCUGAUUAACGCAGAGAAACGCCGUCACGAGAAGAAAUGACUCCGCUCUCAGCUUUAAACCCAGAAGGAAACUUAAUCCGCUGCAAGUAACUGAUCAAAGUCCGGUUAUUUAAACGGACGCGCUAAAGCUUCUUCAUCCCAAUAUUUCUUCGUGAGAACGGCCUGAAAGCGUUCAAGCUGAAAUCGUAGCUGAGAAUAUAUGAGGCAGUUUGUUUGUCUUUUGUUUGUUUUACAUGUUACACUUGCAGCGUAUAAAUAAAUUCGAUAAAAAAAAAUAUUUCGAUGUAAACCUACAGAAUCUUUGAAUCUUUUCGGUAAUCAAGUCCGAUUAUACUUUAGUGUUUUCGCCCUUUCAAGCAGAGCACGAGUUCCACUGAGGCUGAAACUCGAGACUUACUUUCCCUUCGCCGUCAUUUAUUAAACAAAAGAAAUCGUAAACUCUGUUCAGUCUAGGACAAAAUGUCAAGGAGUCGUUUGGCAGCUGAAAGAGUCAAAUGAUGUACUGACUCACUGGAAUGAACCAGAAUUCCUGUCACUGGUAUAACUGCAGAUAUAUACAGUAUAUAUACAGUAUAUUAUACAUAUAUAUAUAUAUAUAUAUAAACAUCUGUGAUGUGCUGUUGUAAUAAAAUACUCAGUGAUGCAGUAGUGUGAUAAAUAUAUAUAUAUACACACACACACACACACACACACACACACAUAUAUAUAUAUAGCAUCCUAUGACCGCCCGAGUGUUUUAUUCCUUCACCGCAAAUGAUUACAAAUUUUAAUUUACUAAAAAAGAAUAUGUCAAACUUUUUAUACAUCUACAGUCCUGUUUGAGGUUGUAGAACGUCCACAGAACAAGUUCCCAUCUGUCCCCGUUCUCUCAUAUUUCCGGUCCUAUAACCACUCGCCUGUAAGCGCUAAUACAGAGCCUGUACCAUGUGAAAAUGUUUUCACACCCUGAACACGCACCCUGAAGCUUCUGCUUUUAGUGGGUCUCAUGUAAGCGCGGGUGAACCGGCAACUAAAACAGGAAUUAUUACGACAUUUACGAACAACCAAUGCAGAAGUGAAGCUUAACUGCUUCAGCUUGCAAGAAAUGAAUGAACACCCUUGAAUGGAACGGUGUGAUUGUAUAAUAUCCGAGAAUCCGUCCCGGUGUCACAGGUUUACAAUUUACGAUGUCCGAUUAUUAUUACCGUAUUUAGAAAAAAUAAUAAAAUAAAAUAUAUACAAUAUAAUGCUGAUGCGGCGAAUUAAAAAAAGUUCAGAGUUCAGAAGAAUUGCUAGAAUGUUCUUUAAAGUGGACAAAAAAUUGUAUACUUUAUAACGUAGAACAUGUGUGUAUAUAAAAUAUAUUUGCUGUUAAUUUAAUAGAACUUAAUAAUAGUUUAAUACUAGGGGUGGAAUUUAAUAUUAAUUUUAAUAUCAAUGCCAUAAGUUCGUAUUCCUUUAAUGUGUUCGUUUCAUUGAAUUAACUGAACAUAGAGAAAGUUAGUUCAUUUUGUCAGUGUAUUAUUUAACGCUGGUAGAGUUUAGACGUAAAAGCUGGAAACUUCUGCUUUUGUGUUUUCUUGCUGCAAUUGUGUUCUCUGCGCUUGCAGCCUGCGGUUCGUGUGGUGGUCGAGUCGAAUAGAGAAGUGCGAGUGGUGUGAAGUUCGUUUGCAGUUUCUCAAGGCUUUUUACAUCUUUACUCGAAUACUAAUGAAUUAAACAUGCAAAAAAAAAAAAAGAUGAAUAAA
Molecule: messenger RNA, 2411 nt
Organism: Ictalurus punctatus (channel catfish)
Lineage: Eukaryota; Metazoa; Chordata; Actinopteri; Siluriformes; Ictaluridae
Exons: 6
Coding region: 149-724 (191 amino acids)
Cellular component (GO): membrane
Source: RefSeq, a predicted model, not a curated record